Molecule: messenger RNA, 5799 nt
Organism: Neospora caninum
Lineage: Eukaryota; Apicomplexa; Conoidasida; Eucoccidiorida; Sarcocystidae
Exons: 6
Coding region: 1-5799 (1932 amino acids)
Source: RefSeq, a predicted model, not a curated record
AUGCCCGAAGAACCGGGCGUUUCAGCCACCAAUGCGUCUCACAGCAAAACGCAGAAAGACAUCAGGAACAACACAGACGAGACAGAUGCAGAAGAUGGGUCUUCGUUGCCCGACACUGCUGCAGACGAGUUGCCGGGAGUCGAGCGCAAUCCCUCGGCUUCCUCGAGGACAACUUACGACAUGCAAGCGUCUGGAAAAACAGAUGAGGGGCAUGUCAGACAAGCAGUGGGUAGAGAAGAGCACGAGGGUGUUGCCGAUUUGGUGACGAGAGAACCAGAGGACGUUAGGCAUUUUUUGAAUGGGAAAAACAGGUCAACGCAGCCUCAGCCCGGCGAGCGUGGAGAAGAGAGUGAAGGUGGCCUUCCUGCCGGUUGGCAUGAAUCGGAGAAAAAGAGAGAUCUCCAGUCCCAAGGACAGCCGCACGAGCAGAACGUUGCUGAUGAAGGGUCCUCGAUGGAACCUAAUUUCGGGGAAGCUUUCGAAGCAAGAAACAGAGACCGCGACGAUGAGCGAGUACAAGAGCGACUCCCUUUCAUUGAGACAGCCCGGCGACUUCCUCCUGAACUGCACGCGAUGCUGCUGGCUGAGCUCUUGCGUGCGAAUGCGGAGCCGUCUUCCCCAGAGGUGGGUUUCCCUGCCUCGAGUGCGACAGCGACUUCUACCAGCGAGGAUUUCCACGGCUCGCUCACCGCUCCGCGCCGAGAGGCGCCUUCUCCACUGUCCACAGGGCGCGCGGGCGCAGGAAGGGCAAAGACAGCCAGUCCUGUGGAAACGCCAGAUUCAGAUAAUUAUGCCAGGGGAGGAGGAGGGACAGAAGUCUCUUCUAGAAGUAGCGCUGCUGCUAGACAGACACCCUUGCCGAGCUCCGCGACGCCUUCGUACGCGUUUCAUGUCGGGGCAGCCGCUUCCUCUCCUUCUUUGCCUCUCUCUCCUUCCUCGAUUCCUCCUUCGUCUGGGUCUCCUUCUUCGACCGGCGCUCUGUCGGCUCUUGGUGCGCCUCCUCACGUGUCACGGCAAACAGAGGUUCCCUACUUAUGGGGAGCUCAUCCGGACCCCCACGAAGCCCGCGGCGGCCACGGGCGACAUGCCGGAGAUGUCCCUUUCGUCUCCCCUGGAAUUUCCUCGGGGUACACUUCUCAAGUUCCUUCUUCUCUUCCACCUCCUCCCUCCUGGCCCUCUCCUUCAGCGCCCUCAAGCUAUGUGCAACAGCUCGGCGCUGGAAACCCUCCCGGCGUCCUCCCCUCACCAGCCUCCUUGUCAGCCUACUCCGGUUCCCCUCCCUUCCCCCCCUACUCCGUCGCUUAUUCUUAUCCGUACCCUCAGCCCUACUCCCCAUAUCACGCGUCUUCUCUUCCUCUGUCGGCGGUUCUGGCUGCGGCGCCGGCGCCUCCUCCGGUUUUGGCAGAGACUGUGAACGCAGCGGUGGGUACCGCAGUGAAUCACGCCGCAUCUUUGGUAGACAACACUCUGCGGUCCGCUAUUGUCGGCAUCAUCAAUCCUGCCACAUACAGUGCCGCGAGUAUGCUGCACAGCCUCCAAGCUCUAAACGACAAAGUGUAUGCUGGCAGUGAAGUUGCGACCCGAGCCUUUCUGGACUUUGCGGCAUAUCGCCGAAGCCAUCCGGACGACACGCUGGCCCAAUUCGUCAACAGCUUGGAAGAAGCGACCGACACUUUGAAUGAAGCUGCCACGGCAGGCACGCCCAGGCUGAAACCGACGAUCGAGGCGCAAAAACAGAAGAAUCGCAGUGUUAGUCGAACCGAAGAUCUUUUGCUGGAAGGAAUGGGGCUCUUUUCGCCGUCCACCGAACGCGACUACAACCCUCAGACGCAAGCGGGUCCUACUUCGCUGGAAGGUAGGAAAGGAAAGGUCGCGUUUGAGGAGAGUUCACCGAAGAAGUUCCUCUCCAGAACCGACGGACCGGCAGGCGCACAGGCAGCGGGCCGACGAGAGAACGAAACAGGCACGUCUUCUGCCGGAGGCAAGGAAACCUCUCCUUCCGGCGUAGGAAAGAGAGAACGGGAAGUGGUGUCCGCGACCGGUCCGAGUGAACGUUUGCCUCAGGAAAUCAUAGAUCUGCGCACACUUUUAACGAAAGAACAAAUUGACGUCCUUGAAAGCCUGAUGCAGGUUCUGAACGUGGGCUUUGAUGCCACCCUCAACUUCGUCAAAAAUCAAGGCCGCGGCGUCCCUGGAUUGAAGCAGUUCCCUUUUUUCCAUCCUUUGCAACAAAAGGUCAUGAACAUGUACUACAGAGCUUCUGCGAACCGUGACGCGGAAAAGCAAAUCCUGGAGCAAAACGAGAGGCAGGAGGCCGAGCAAAAGGCCAUGCGAGCGCGAGCGGAAAGCGAACAACAGUUUUGGGCAGCCAUGCAGCAGGAGGCACUCCGACAAGGAAUCGAUCCUCGCGUCGUCGUAGCGCACAUGCUGCAGACAGCUCUGCAAAACCCACAGACGCCGGCUCCAGCGGGUGCCCCAAAUUCGCUCGCAACCCUCUCGAGGGGGUUGCACACAAACGCAUUACCUUCCCGAGUCGGCGGAGCGCACGCCGUUGAGUUUCCGCUGCGAAGUCUUGUCGGCGCUGCGACCCCUCUGCAGGGGAAACGAAGCAGAUUGUUGACAUCAAAAGCGCCACGAUUGCUGGCGAAGAAUCGCGCUCUGUCUUCUCGUGCGCCGCUGGGCGCGCUGAAGGAACUUUCGGAAGGAAAGGCAGAAGACGAAACGCCGGGCGAAAACAAAACGGUGAGGAAAAGCGAGCUCCAUCAAAAACGGGAAGGGGGGAAAGGUCCGAUAGAGCGUGGAGACGCAAACGGUAAGGAGAAUGAAGGGCGAGUGGACAAAAAGGACACCGAGGUCGAUCUUCUUCCCCACGACAAAGCGGCCUCAGUUCCCACAGUCGAAACAUCGGAAGACCGUUCGGAAGUGCGCGUCCAUUCCGAUGCGCCGGCGUCAACCGACAAAGGGUCUCCUUCCUCCUCAGCCGAACAGGAAGAAACCGAGCCGACCGGAUCACCGGCGGGGACGCCUUCUUGGCAAGCGGCUCCUGCAGGGGCGGGGUCUUCUCCGAGACACCUCGCCAGCAUGCCUCUGCCGCUUUCUGGCCUCCAGGCCUUUCCCUUUUCGGCGCCUUCGUCUCCCAAACCUUUUUCGCCGCCGUCCACCUUCGUCCUCCCUCCUGUCAUCUCGCUGCCGUCGUCUGCAGGAGUCUCUGUGGCUCCAACGGCUCUCGACCAGCUCCUGUCUCUCAUGGGAGUUCCGGAAAACUGUCUCCUGGAAAACUUCCGCUAUCGAGGACUCGCAAACGUAGUGGACCGGCGCAGUUCUCUCUCCACGUGCCAAGCUGCUUGUCGAGCUGCCGCCGCCGCCAUCUCAGGCAGUGCGCUGACUGAAGGUGACUUUGCCAGUGCGCAAAACCCGCAACAGCAGAAACCUUCUUCUUCUGCCCAGGCGCCUCCUUGCGGAUUCAUUUCGUUCCUCCCCGAAGUCGAGUUGUGCUACCGCUAUGCCACGGUGGAGGGUCUCCUGCCGGCCCCUGGGUACGUCUCCGCUCCCAUCUCUUGCUCCAUUGUGGAGACUGGACAGUUUGGGAGGCAAGACGAGAAGCGAGCGGCAGAGGCACUGCUCCUGUCGGGCUUUCAGUCGGAAGAGCAGCUGCGCGACCGCGAGGCACAGGAAACGACCGAGCGCCAAGAACUGAGAGAGAGAGAGCGACGAAGCGGCUCAAAAGAAGAGACAAAGGAACAAGGCCAAGGCGCAAGCUCCGCGAACAGACGCAACCCAAACGGGUUUGCCUCUGCCGCCCUGGAGCACGGUCCACAGCAAGGCGAGACACCGUUCUCCGGAGACGUGCAGGAAACCAAAUACCCACCUCGACGCGAGAAGCAAGAACGGAGUCGAGCGGCGGAAGGGCCCUCCCAGGAGAGGCGAACUCCACCACGACUGCCAACCGAACAGGCUAGUCGUUCUGAUGGCACGGAUUCGAACGCAGUGAACGCCCGCCCGCCUCUGUCGUCCUCCCCUGCUGCCGCCGCGUCUCCAUCGUUUUCUCCUUCGGGCGAAGCGAUGUCCAGACAGAAAGAAAACUCGGCACAAAACUCGCCAAGAAAAGGAUUCGCUUGGGACGGAAGACGGGGUAAUGGCGAGGAGUCGGCCCUGGCAUUCAGCGGCUCGGGUCCGCUUUCGCGUGCCUCCGAUGUUUCCUCCGAUGGCGCGGAGACGUCUCUUGUCGUUUCUGCGCCCUCAACAUCGCAGACGCACUUUUACUCUCCCUCGCUGGCAAAGCACCAAGCAGCGGAGGAAGCGUUUUCGCUUCAGUCUGGCCAAGUCCCUAACGAGAGCUCAGCGUCGUCCCUGUCGCAGUCAUGGUAUUCUGCAACGAAACCUGGAACUCCAACAGACUCACAAGCAGUCCCUUCUUCUCCGUCGUUUUCGUCUCCCUCCGUUUCGCCUUCUCUCCGCUCUCCACUUUCUCAUCCCUCUUCAUUCUCGUCGCCCGCUCCCUCCACUUUCUCCUUCCUGGCACCGUCGCCUGAGGCCCCAACCCAGCAGCCCGCCUCGCCCGUUCCACCCCGCCUCGCUGCACUUCCUCAGCCGUUUGCGUCUCCGCAGGCACCGUCGGUGUCGCCCCUGACCCUUUCGUCUCCCGGCGCUUCGCACGCGUCCCCAGAGUCUCCCGAGCGACUGCCCGACGCAGACGAAUCCUUCGUGUCCGUGGCGUAUUCUCCCGCGACCGGGUCUGGCCUGAACGACACACUUUACCCACCUCUGUCUCCUGCCGCGACGCCUUCCGCCGCCAACGGCUCCCCUUCCGCGUAUGCAGGUCCCUUCCUCACGGGCGCUGCUGCAUCACCCCAAGGCGGCGGUUUUCUCCCUCCCUCCUAUCCGCCUUCUUACUCGCCGCCUUCCUUCUCGCCGCAGUCCGUGCCGCCUGCCUUCCCUCCCGGGUAUGCGUCUGCUCCGACCCUCACCGCCUUCUCAGCGCUGGCGCCUCUGCCGACCAUCACCACGCCAGUGGCGACGACGGCCGGUUCGCUCUUACAGACCACGCAGGGGCUCAUGCAGGCAGGCAAUGCGUUGAUGCAAGCGUUUCCCUUGCAGCAGUUGCUCGACGCGGGUCAGCAGUUGUACGCGUCGGGCUUCUUCCGAAAUCGCGGAAUGAAGCACUUGCAGAUUCCCAUGCUGGGGCCGCAGAAACAGGAGCUCCCGCCGCCCCCGGGGAUGGAGAAACCGACGGUCAACUGCGCCUCCGAGGGCAUGACAUGCUGCGUGCCGGAAAAUGCCGCUGAAAAAUGGAAGGAAAGACCGCCGUAUCUGAACAAUCACGAGAAACAGAAGAAAUGUCGAGCACAUUUUGUCACGAUGCUCAACUCCCUCUGCGCAACAACAAGUUACGCUCUCAAGGGAGACGCAGUUCGAGAAAAAUACGCCUCCGGGGUAUCUUCUGCUUCUCUGGCAGAGGACGAAGAAGACAACUGCGGCCUCGUUCUCACAGAAACUCGCGACUUUUGGAUUUUCCGCCACACUCUUGUGAUCCCUGGGAAAACAAUGAAUAAUGCGAUCUGCGAGUGCAAGGAACCGAAGAAAGCAAACGAAGAGGGCCUUCGGCAAAUCGAAGCAUUCGCAACGUGGGAGUUCUCUCUCCAGGCGGUGCAUGCCAUGGAGCAGCAGGCAGAAAGAGGGGAACAGAUCGCAAAGGGUCUCGGAACGGCACUCGCUUUAACGACGAUGCUCGGGCAGCAAGGCGAGGAAGCGAUCGGUCACGUCCUUGAGCAUGCAAGCUCUCGUGGAGUUCGCAAGUAG